AUGCUGCCAAGCACCUCGUACCACCUCCAGCUGAUGUUUCAAGAGCCAGCGGCCUAUCCAUCCAUUGCACGCCAGCACACGUGGUGCCAUCCCAAAUCCAUCCCUGGCAACUGGAGCCAACACUUUCUGCCAUUCAGAUUUUUGUCAAGCCAAUUGCAUGAGAAUCACUUGGCUGAUAUUGCAUGCAUGAAUGUGCAGAAAGGCUUCAUUCAUUGGCACAACCCAUCAAGCAUGAUUGUUCCGAAGCCCUCUCCAAGGAAGACUUUGGCGUGCAAUCAAGUGCAGGCAGAAGGUAUGGGCGGUUUUUUGAGGCAGCUUGUGCACUUGCAGCACUUGAAGGCUCCAGGUGCCCUGUUGCAUGGUCCAACGAGCUGCUCCUUUUCCUUGAAGGGACACCAUGCCAUUGAAGGUCUUUUGGACCAUGCGUUCCUGAAUGCAGGGUUUCCGUCGGUGGCAGCACGCUUGCAGCACGGUACACGAGCCAUGUUGGUGCGAGCUUCCGUGUCGGAUUGA
Messenger RNA from Effrenium voratum, 513 nucleotides. The record is from the annotation of a GenBank genome assembly. Lineage: Eukaryota; Dinophyceae; Suessiales; Symbiodiniaceae.